This is a messenger RNA of Rhea pennata, 1116 nucleotides long. Its product is annotated as arg8-vasotocin receptor-like. The record is from RefSeq and is a predicted model, not a curated record. Gene Ontology annotation, cellular component: plasma membrane. The transcript has 2 exons. Gene Ontology annotation, biological process: regulation of systemic arterial blood pressure by vasopressin; cellular response to hormone stimulus; positive regulation of vasoconstriction. Bases 1 to 1116 code for a protein of 371 amino acids. NCBI's taxonomy places the organism in Eukaryota, Metazoa, Chordata, Aves, Rheiformes, Rheidae. Gene Ontology annotation, molecular function: peptide binding; vasopressin receptor activity.
AUGAAGAAUUUUUCAUUUCCUAUGCAAGAUAACACACAUCAGACUGAAAGUCCUUCUCCUCACAGAUUCCUGAGUUUGACAAAUAAGUCAGAUCCUGUUGGAAGACCAGAAAGAGACGAGCAAUUGGCUCAAGUAGAGAUAGCUGUACUGGGGGUAAUAUUUCUGACAGCGUCUGUGGGCAAUUUUAUUCUCAUACUGGUACUGUGGAGAAGAAGAAAGAAGCUCUCUAGAAUGUAUGUAUUCAUGCUUCACCUCAGCAUAGCUGACUUAGUGGUAGCAUUUUUUCAAGUUCUGCCUCAACUAAUAUGGGAUAUUACAGAUGUUUUCAUAGGGCCAGAUUUCUUGUGCAGAGUUAUCAAAUAUUUACAGUUGCUGGGCAUGUUUGCCUCUACUUAUAUGAUAGUGGUCAUGACAGUGGACAGAUAUCAAGCAGUCUGCUACCCUAUGGUCACUUUCCAAAAGAAGAGAGCCUUGUGGAACGUUCCCAUUUGCACCAGCUGGUCUAUAUCACUGAUGCUUAGCCUUCCUCAGGUAUUUAUCUUUUCUAAGACUGAAAUAUCUCCAGGCGUCUUUGAAUGUUGGGGUGAAUUUAUUCUACCGUGGGGCCCAAGGGCAUAUGUAACUUGGAUUUUUGUGGUUAUAUUCUUCAUUCCUUCCGUCAUCCUUAUUACAUGUCAGGUUAAGAUUUGCAAAAUAAUCAAAAGGAAUAUAUACGUGAAAAAACAGAAUGAAUAUGAAGUAACAAAUCAGAAGCAAGUCCUGCCAUCCCGAGCAAGCAGUGUUAACUGUAUUUCAAAGGCUAUGAUCAAGACUGUAAAAAUGACAGUAGUGACAGUUUUUGCGUAUGUUUUUUGUUGGUCACCUUUCUUCAUUGCACAGCUGUGGUCUGUUUGGUUCCCCAGUGGCGUUACUGAAGGUUCAGCAUUCACCAUUAUCAUGCUCCUUGGUAAUCUCAAUAGUUGUAUCAAUCCAUGGAUUUACAUGUAUUUUUGUGGGCACAUUCCACAUUGCACAAGGAAGCAGUUGGAGCACACUUCAGCUCAAGAUGAGUCUGUGAUCACAGGAAGCAUUCAUCUGGUAGACAGAGACCCUGAGGAAAAUAGCACUUCUGCAUAA